AAUGCAAAAGAGCUAUAGAACCGCAGCCGACCUUCAACCCCGUUUGUUUAUGUCGUGAUGGUUUGUAAUUUAACCACGAAAAUAUGUUGAUGUUCACUAUGUCCAUUGCAUUGAUAAACAAAAUUCUACGACUGAUAGAUUAUUUUUAACUUUGAUGAAGAUCUAGAAAGUUGAAGAACAAAGAAUAAAAAUUGAAAAAAAAAAUGUCUUCAGAAGGUGCCAGACUUCGGCGCCCAGAAAAGAAAUACUCUGACACCUCAAAGAAUUCUAAUGAAGUAACAGAAGAAGAUGCUGUAAAGCAAGCAUCUCAGGGCUGGAUUUAUCGCUUUUUUCAAGCUUUGAUUCUGACCAUAGUAAUACCUAUUGUUGCAUUAAUUGUUUUUCCUUCGCCAAUAUCACCUGUUGAGAUCACUGGUCUACCUGAACCUCCUGAGUUCACUGGAGCUUUGACAGUCAAUGAUUUGUUAAGCAAUGCAGAACAAAUCUAUCGUGGUCAAGUUAGUGGUCCUGAAUCGAUUGUUGUUGAUGGAGACCAUAUUUACACUGGAACAGCUGAUGGCUGGGUCAAUGAUAUUCAUCAGGGAACUGUGAAAAAACUGGUCAGAUUUGGGAGUGAGCCUUGUGGAGGCAUUGAAAAUGAAAACACGUGUGGCCGACCACUGGGCAUGAGAAUGGAUAAACAUGGCUUCCUAAUAGUUGCUGAUGCAUAUUUUGGUUUGUUUCAAGUGAAUGUUGUCACAGGUGAUUAUACUACAUUAUAUUCAUCAAGCACCCCUGUGAAUGGGAAGACCCCAAAGUUUUUGAAUGAUUUAGAUAUUGAUGAUGAUGGGAAAAUAUAUUUUACUGAUACAAGCACAAAGUGGACUAGGAAUAAUUUCCCAAUGGUGUUCUUGGAAGGCAUUCCAGAUGGACGUUUAUUGAUGUAUGACCCUGUGACUAAGGAAACAAUACAACUGUUUGAAGGCCUACUGUUUGCCAAUGGAGUUCAACUCACUAGAGACAAAACUGCUGUACUUGUCGCUGAAACUUCAAAAUUCAGAAUCAUGAAAUUUGAUUUGGCAACUAAAAACUUGUCAGUGUGGAGCGAUCGGCUACCUGGAGCGCCAGACAAUAUCCGCUACUGUAAAACUAGUGGGACUUACUGGGUAGGGCUGGCGUUGAUCACUCAACAAGGCAAACCCUCAUUCACACACUUCCUUGCUAACCGUCCAUGGGUCAGAGGAGUCAUUGCAAAGGUCUUCACUAUAAAUGUCUUUUUGACACUCAAAGAUUUUUUUGCUAAGACUGAUGCUAAAGCCAUGGCAUUAGAGUUGAAUAGCGAGGGUACUAUUAUCCGCAGUCUCCAGGACAAAAAUGGGGUUGUAAUCAAAGGUGUUAGUGAAGUGGAGCAUGCUGAUGGAGUUAUGUACUUUGGCUCAUUUAAUGCUAACUACGUUGGACGCUUGUAUCGAAAAAGAAUUCCUGGAUUGUAACAAUUUAUUUUCACAUGUUAUAAACAAGCAUCUAAUGGUUAUAACAUGACAUGUUAUAAGCUAGCUAUGCAAAAAAAAAAAAAUUGUAUUCAAUCUUUUAGAGAGUGAAGUUUCAUUCCAGUGUGUUUCCCAAGGUGUGAUGAUGAUGUCUAUACAUUGUAUAUUGUCAUUUAUGCAUAAUGUGAAAAAGUUCUUGAUGGAAUAAUUGUGAAAGGGGUUUCCUUUGUUUUAUAUACUGUCACAUUUUAAAAAUCUAAUUACCAAAUUUUACUUUUCUCCCUUUUUAACACUAAUAAUUUUAAUUUUUAGUACAGUUUGUUAUAUUUCCAGGGCUGUUUAUGUUGAGUUGUUUAUUUGAUAACAAUGACAACAGUAAAAAAAAUUUUUGUCCUAUCUAUAAUGUGCAUUAUACUAUUUUCAUAAUAUGCAUACAAAUAAACACUGAGGGUAAGCUGUAAUUCAAAUUGUUUUGUCUGAUGUCCAAAAUCAUCCCUUUACCACUCCACCAGUGUCUCACAUAUAUCAAUACUGAGAACAUCCAUGUUGGUAUCAUUAGUUACAUAGAGUUGACCAGUGUCUCACAUAUAUCAAGACUGAGAACAUCCAUGUUGGUAUCAUUAGUUGCAUAGAGUUGACCAGUGUCUCACAUAUAUCAAGACUGAGAACAUCCAUGUUGGUAUCAUUAGUUGCAUAGAGUUGACAAUAUUUUCAUUUGUGCCUCCUAUUUGUUGUUAGCUGCAAAUGGUUUCUUGUUGCUUUUUCACCUGCACAGUUUCAUUUUAUGUUGAGCUAAUUGACUAUUUGAAUGAUUAAAUUGUAAAUGUUCAUUAAAAGCAAUGUUUCUGACAACAGAAUUUACUAAUAAAAUUAAAAAAUAAAUAUUUUCUUGGUCAUUUUCAUGUACAUUUAAAGAAAUUAACACAAUUUAUAAAAAAAAAAUGUCACUAUUAAUUUAACAAAACAAUUUAUUCCAUGUGCAAGAUUUCAUAGUAAUUGUCAUCUGUUUAAUCCAGAGUAAAAUAACAGUCAUAGUUGCAUUAAACAAAUAGACCUCUCCUGUUUAAAGUAGUAGUAGCUCUGUCUUGUACAGUGAUAACAAAACAUGUUCCCGGUGAAAGUGAGUGCAGACAUUGCAUACAUGUCAUAGAAGUAACACAAAGCUGUGUGAGAAGUCUUUAAGAUUUUUAAAUGAUAUAUUGCAGCUGGAACCAAGUUGAAGCCUUGAUCAUGAGAAUCUAUACAUCUUGAACUCAGACAUAAAAAGAGAAUAUUCACACAUUUUCAGCCAUCAGAACAUUUUUUUUUGAAGAUACAAAAUUAGUAUAAUUACUUAUGCGAUAUAUAUAUAUAUAUAUUGAAUGUACUCUCAGAUGAUAAGAAAUAUUGGUUAAAAACAAAUGUUUAAUAAAAACAACAAACCCAAUUGUGAACAUAUUUAUUUAACUUCAAUUUAAAAUGUUCUGUACACAGUCAUAAAAUGAAUAUAGAAAUUGAAAACCUUUUACCUGUAUUAUUUUGGUCAUUGCAAUAUAACCAAGGGCUGUCAAUACACAGAGUUAUUUAUUUAGAAGUUUUCCCCCUUGUCUAUUUGUCAGUCCUUGUCUUUGUAGAAUGGGGGGGGGGGGGGGGGGGA
Biomphalaria glabrata is the source of this 3105-nucleotide messenger RNA. Its product is annotated as adipocyte plasma membrane-associated protein-like. The record is from RefSeq and is a predicted model, not a curated record. Gene Ontology annotation, molecular function: strictosidine synthase activity. Bases 204 to 1472 code for a protein of 422 amino acids. Lineage: Eukaryota; Metazoa; Mollusca; Gastropoda; Planorbidae. The transcript is spliced from 10 exons. Gene Ontology annotation, biological process: biosynthetic process.